This is a messenger RNA of Brenthis ino (lesser marbled fritillary), 3891 nucleotides long. The record is from the annotation of a GenBank genome assembly. Lineage: Eukaryota; Metazoa; Arthropoda; Insecta; Lepidoptera; Nymphalidae.
AUGGAUGAAAAUGCUGAAAUAAUAUUGAAGACGAUAUGCUGUACGUGCUUAAGUGUGAACAGAAAGUUGAACCAGCUUUGUAGAAUCGAUAACGGUGUUAAUAAUUUGUUUUUUCUUUUAUCACAUGAUUCAGAAGCUUACGAUGUAAUGUUCUAUCAAAAUCCAACACAUCUUUUUGUAUGUUGGGAAUGUAAAUCGAAGAUGCAUAGAUUGUGUGCAUUUAGAGAACAGACUUGUAAAGCUCAGAAACAAUUAUCUGAUUUAAUCGAUGGAAAAAUUGAUAGUGUAUAUAAAAUAAAAACUCUAUCACAAUUAACAUAUAAGUACCAAAAUAUAUAUGAUCAAGAACUAACAGCUAAUGAUGAAACUUUAACAGAUUUUAUAGACUGUGGACCAAAUUUAGAUGACGUAAAGUCUGAAAGCGAUUCAGAUACUCCAUCAUGUGACUUACAAAAUGAAAAAAUAGAUGAACAAACUAAUUCUGUUGUCGAUGAAAUAAAAAAAAGUGGUCAAUUAGUGGAUGAUGAAAACAUAGAAGCAGAUAAAUUAAACAAUCUUGACAGUCCAUACUUAAAAUUAAAAGAAAAAAAGAUAACAUUUAAAAACAGCACAGAUACAAAAUAUUUAGCUGUUCAACUGUCAAAAGAGGAGAUAAAUGAAAUGUUAGAGAGGGAAAGAGAAGAUAAAAGUGAAAGGACUCUGCAAAGAAAGCAAGAGAAGGACUACAAUGGUUUGAUAUUCAAAUGUAAAUUUUGUGCAUUAGCAUUUAAAGAUCAUAAUGAAAUGGAAAUUCAUUGUUUACAACAUACAGAGGUUGAAGACCAACGAAAAACGAAAGAAAUAAAAAGUUCAAGAAAAAAAAAAGAUAUAACUACAGAUAAAACAUAUUUAUGCACGGAAUGUAAUAAGUGUUUUGUAAAUAGAACCCAAAGGCUAAGACAUAUGAUGAAAUUCCACCACGCAGGAUAUCCCUGCGCUGUUUGUGGUAAAACUUUCACUUCUAAAAAUCAUAUGGUUCGUCAUGAAACAAUCCAUUUCGGUCCGUUCCGUCGAGAAAAAUGUCCGAUCUGUGGUAGGAUGAUCAGAUGUGACCUAACCAAAGCCCAUGCUCGUAUACAUCAAGAGAGAAAGAAAAUUAAAUGUAUACAAUGCAAUAAAUAUUUCGUUUCGGAGAGAUCAUAUCAGAACCAUCUAAAAUAUACAUCGAAUCACGCUCUACAUUAUCGGGAAUAUGUACUGAAAUACAAAUGCUCGACAUGCCAAAAAGGUUAUAGAACUAAAACAGAACUACGGGAUCAUAUAAAUUAUAAUCAUAUGGGAAAAACUCAACACAAAUGUCCCAUAUGUGAUAAGGCAAUAGCUACUCGUCGGGGCGUCGGUCGUCAUGUUAAAAGAGUUCAUCAAGAUAUUAAAGAGAAUGCAAGAGAUGUAAUAUGUCAAACUUGUGGGAAAGCAUUCCGGCACACAAAAUCUCUUGAGGAACAUGAAAGAAUACACACAGGCGAGAGACCACUGUCCUGUACGAUAUGUGGACGAACAUUCAGACAGAGGGCAUCGCUAUAUACGCACAAUCGAAGAGUUCACAAGAUGCCCCUCAAACAACGUGUGAUAGAAUACACUGAUAGUGAUAGUGGACAAAAAUCGAUAAAAUAUAUAAAACUUUUAUUGUGCGAUAGAAUGUCUAAUGGAAGAGUUCUUUCAAAUGGUUACCCGGUAAACCAACAAGGUGUAGAAAUGAAUAUUUCCGAAGAGAUGGUCAAGCCAGAAUCGUCAAUAACAGAAAUACUCUCAUAUUUUAACUCAAUUUUGUUAGAAGGAUGGUGUUAUUACGUUACCAAGGCAGAGCUGAUAUUCAAACACAUAAAUAUGUUAACUAGAAAAGAGGAUAUAUGUUUUUCUCUCGAUAAUAAUUUUUCAGUAAAGGUAUCUUUCUCUCAGAGGCCAGAAAUGUCUGUAAAUGAUACUCUCACUUCUGUAUAUGAUAUUAAAAAUUAUAUGGAAACCUUACAAGCAACUAUUUUAUGCGAAGGAACAGGUAUAUAUUAUCGAUCAUACGCACCAAAAUGCACAGGACAGGUGUCUAGUAAACGUUCACGUCAAAUUCCACGUUGUAUGUGGUGUAGAACUCUUCGUAAGAGACUUCUAGUAAGAAAAUUUACUGACGCUACUAAAAUUACAAUACAAAAUGCAAGAGAGGCUGUCGAAAAAUAUAAGAAACAAUAUAAGAGACUUGUUCUCAAGAAGCGAAUUUUAGAUCAAGAGUUAAUAACAGCAAAAGAGAAUGCGCAAAGAUCAGAAGAACUCAUGAGAAAUGUUAUAUCUGAACUACCUGACACUAAAAAACUGUCCAUUUUGGAAUAUUUGAACGGAUCAAAACUAGAAAAUCAUGGCAUAAGCCAUAACUACUUAGUAGAACACUUUAGGGAACAAGAUCUAUCAAAAUUAGCGAACCUUCAUCAAAAUGAGUAUGGACAUAUUUAUAAAGAAGAAGUUGUAGAUAAUUUCAUCGAUUGUGGAUCAGAAAUUGUAAUAAAGAAUGAAAUUAAUAUGGAUGUGUCUUCAGAUGUAAUAGAAAAUAAUAUGUCGCCAAUAGAAAAAUCAUUAAAUAAACCAAUUUUAGAAAUACAACCAUUGACGUUGAAAAGUGUUGCCAUAUCUGUGUUGAAAAAUAGGAAAUUAGAUAGUGACACAGAUAAAAAAUAUUAUUCAAUAAUUCAACUGUCAGACGAAGAAAUGUAUGAGAGAAUUGAAAAAUUAAAAAAUGAGGAGAACUUUUUGAAAGCUUCAUACAAAUGUGAAUCUUGUGUGCUAGUUUUUAAAGAUGAAAAGGAAUUGGGAACGCAUAAUACUGAUUUACAUUUGCAGAAACCGCGUCACAUGCAAUGCACAAUAUGCAAUAAGUUCAUAUUGUACUGGCGUCUGAACACCCACGAGGCCGCCCACAGGCAGGUGUACGGGUGCGCGACGUGCGGCGCGGUGUCGUGCGCCUCCGGCAUGCUGGAGCACCUGCGCGGGCACGCCGUGCCGUUCAAUGAUUUGAUUAAUCUCAGAAAAACAGUAAUGCUUCUCAAUCCAUCUUUAAAAUCUAAAAAGAAAAAAAUGGAUGGUAAAAAAGAGUAUGGAUAUAAGUGUUCGGAAUGCAACAAGUGUUUUGAAAAACAAUAUCUAAGAUAUAAACACGUGUUGAAGUGUCACAGAGAAGGAUUCAAAUGUGAAACGUGUGGGAAGACGUUUACUUAUAAAAACACUUUAAAUAAACAUAUACUAGUCCACGAACUCCUACUACCAAGAGAAGAAUGUCCAAUUUGCAACAAAUUGGUCAGGUCAGAUCGUCUUAAUGCCCAUGCAAAGAUACACUCGGACAGACAGCAGUUUUACUGCAACACCUGCGACAAGACGUUCGUAUCGUUGGAUUCGUUUGAAAAGCAUUUGAAGAAUUCUAAAACGCACGCCCUUCAUGAUGUUUUGAAAUACAAAUGCACUCUCUGCUCUAAAGGAUUUCGCACGUUGACUGCCUUAAAGGAUCACAUAAAUUAUUAUCAUAUGGGCAAGACGGACUACAAGUGUCCUAUUUGUAAUAAGGCUCUAUCGACGCGUCGCGGCGUUACUCGACAUGUAAGAAGAACUCAUCAAGGUCUAAAAGAGAAGAUUGGGGAUAAGAUACUGUGUCAAAUUUGUGGGAAGACGUUCAGAGAUAAGAAAUGCCUGGUCGAACACGAGUUGAUCCACACAGGAGAGAAACCGCUCUCGUGCGACAUCUGUUCUAGAACUUUCCGUCAGAGUGCAUGUCUCUAUACACACCGUCGUCGCGUACACAAUAUGCCCGCCCGCAGGAUUGUACAUACUGGUGAUGAUGUACAUCCGAGCGAUGGCCAAAACGGACAGUCUCAC